Molecule: messenger RNA, 286 nt
Organism: Brassica oleracea var. oleracea
Lineage: Eukaryota; Viridiplantae; Streptophyta; Magnoliopsida; Brassicales; Brassicaceae
Exons: 3
Source: RefSeq, a predicted model, not a curated record
GUGGAGACUUGUACUCUACCUUCGGAGAAGGAGAGUAGUAUGGCUGAGGUGGUGGGGAGCUGUAGACGUAAGGCGGAGAGUAGUAUGGUGGAGGUGGUGGAGAGCUGUAGACGUAUGGCGGGUGUGGAGACUUGUAGUCAACUUUUGGAGAAAGAGAGUAGUAUGGUGGAGGAGAGUAGUAUGGUGGAGGUGGUGGAGAGCUGUAGACGUAUGGCGGGUGUGGAGACUUGUAGUCAACUUUUGGAGAAAGAGAGUAGUAUGGUGGAGGUUGUGGGGAGCUGUAGAC